AGAACGGAGCGUUCUUGGACCUCCGAGGCGUGCUCGCUCCUUUCUCUAGUGCAUCGGAAUUUCCCUACGUUUCGACUUUUUUUUUGGUUUAUAACGUGCUUAUUUUUCACCUCGGAUGCUGCGCAAUGCUAGUAAGAACCUGAAAGUACGGCCUUCCAGCAGCCCCGGUGCUCGAAGGUGUCUCUCUCAAGGUUCCGCGCGUUCCACACGAGGGUCAUCCAAAAACUACGUCGCAGCAGCUUCGUCUGCUGCACUCACAGCUACUGCGCUAUGGUACUUUAUGAAGUUACAACCAGUUCACAAUGAUGCUCCAAAGGCUGAACCAACUUCAGAAAAGAAAUCAGACUCAUCGACAGGAUCCGUUAAAGUGACGAAUGUCGAUGAUGAGUCGUUAACUACAUUGGUAUGGGGCUCAAACAAGUCACACGUGUUGCUGCCAUCCGCCGAUACCCCUGAAUCUUUAAAGACACCAACGAGCGCAGGAUGGCUACAGGACGUAGCUUUGCGUGACCUCGCACUUCAUGAACGACAUGCAGCUUGUGUUGACGCGAAGGGCGACGUUUACCAAUGGGGUGAUGGCUUCUUUGGCGAGAGUUCAACUACAGGUGAGAGGAAGCCGGCCUUGACACUUCGCGGAAAGAACAUAGUCAAACUGCAAACUACUUCAUCGCGCGUCUUCGCGCUUUCUUCUUCAGGGCGAAUAUAUGUUCUGGCAUCUGAGGCGUCGAAACAAGAGUUACCAAUAGGUGGUCAAACUCCUGCCAGUACUCCGUGGUGGGGUACCGGCUGGCUUUGGGAUGAAGAGCAGAACAUCGACUUUGCCGAAAUGAAACCUAAUGAGAAGUUGGGCAGGCACGAAAAAUUGGUAUCAAUCGCAGCGGGAAAUGACCAUCUACUUGGUCUCACCUCUGCUGGACGGACGUUCGCACAUCCAAUAAAUUUGAAAGCUAAUGAUUACGGCCAGCUUGGUUUCCGCAAGUUCGAUGUCCCUGAUCACGCACCACAUCAUAUUGGAAUUCACCCGCCCGGUCACAUUCGUAUUCCCGUCGAACUCACCCCUAAGUCUAUCGCGGACCCGUAUGCAAAAUCUACUCCUACUAUUCGAAGUUCGUCAGUAGAUUCGCGGCCGGAAGUGGAAUUGGACGACUCAAGUAUCAGAUUUUCUGACAAACUCUUUGAAAUUCCAGCGUUGAAAGGUAUCUGGGUGGACCAAAUAGCAGCCGGCGGAAGGAGCAGUUACGCGAAAACCGCAGAUGGACGUGUUCUCGGUUGGGGUGCUAAUGAGUACGGUCAGAUCGGGUUGGGAAGGAAUGUGGCGCUGGACACGAUUACCGUCCCAACUGAGAUCAUCUUGUGGAGGGCAACGCCUCAGACGAUGCGAACAACCUGUUUAGAUAUCACUGCAGGCGGGGAUCUGGCUUUCUUCAAGGUCGAGCGUAACGAUGGUACCACUUUACCUUACAUCGACGUGCUCUCAUGUGGGAAUGGUCAGUGGGGUGGUUUGGGGAACGCGCUUUACAGCAAUGCUCAGGGUACGCCUUUGCGAGCCAAGGCAAUUAGUGGCCUGGUAGAAUAUUGCGAAACAAGCAAUGAUCUACAACCUAUCCAACCACAUGCCAUCUCUAUUUCCCCCACGGGGCACGUUCUUUUAACUUUGGACACGCUUGCUCGCUCAGGACCCGGUGCAGGAGGCCGAGACCUUCUUGUCUGGGGUGCGAAUUCAGAGUAUCAGCUGGGUAAUGGGAAACGUGGAAGCGUUGCUUCGCCUCGCAAUCUGGAAGGUCCCGAUGGAGAAAGAUUCAUGUUAGGCAAAAAGAAGGCCAAAGAAGUGAAGGAUCUUCUCGGCAAUGUAUGGAAACGGGGCGUUGAAGUGGAACAGUGCGCCCUUGCAGGUCCUGGAAAUAGCGUUGUUUAUUGGAAGAUAUGCUAGUUAUUGAUGGGUGUUUCAACACCAUUGACAUCCACAUGGAUGAACGGCUGUAUUUUUUUGUUUAUCAGAGUCACCAUUCCUGAUGAAAGUCAUGACAUUGACAUCUGCGAGCUCUGACUGUGUUAGAGGGGUUGUACGAAUGGACUGUCCUCCUGCGACUUGUUUCACCAGAGUAGGAAGCUUGCAGCGUGAGAACGGAGGCAGCGGAUGCACUACAAUAGGGACUGUGCGACAAGCUCAUGGCAACCUC
Messenger RNA from Somion occarium, 2180 nucleotides. NCBI's taxonomy places the organism in Eukaryota, Fungi, Basidiomycota, Agaricomycetes, Polyporales, Cerrenaceae. The record is from the annotation of a GenBank genome assembly.